AUAAAUUUAUAUAUAGAAAAAAAGUAAAUUACUCAUAAUUGAAUCAUCAUACAUAUAAAUGUGUGACCUUCACUGUAAUUUCACUUCUUAAAUUAAUAACCACGAAAUUAUACGACAUGAAUUUUUUAAAAAUUAUAAUUGUCUCUAUAACGUAAACAAUCAUCAAGAGCUCAUGAAAACAGCCAAGCAAAAAUGGAGACCAAGAAAAUAUUAUUGUUGUUGUUGAUAACAAUCGCUACCGUGAGUACAAGUGACAUAACGUCAUCAAUAUUCGGAAGUUUUCUAGAAUUUUCACCAGCUGCAUUUGGUGAUUUUAACUCUGAUGAACUAACUGACGUAUUUGUGCUAACGAAAGAUUCCAAGACCUUGGAAAUCAUGCUAGCUCAUGAUCAAGAGCCAAUACUGCGACCAUCAAACCUGACAUGCUCAUUCACGAACUCCAUUACCAGCGUAGUUCCAGGCGAUUACGAUGGAGAUGUCUUUAUGGAUAUCCUGGUAACGACCCAUGACUCCAGUCUCGACUUGACCCAAGUCCACAUCAUCUGGGGUGGUAUUGGAGCUAUCAACUGUUCCAAUGAGUCGGAACCAUUCAUCACAAUGCGUGGGCAGCCUUUGGCAAUUGAUUUCAACCAGGACAUGAUCAUCGAUCUACUGGGAACUGACAUAAACAAUCAACGCACAUUUUGGAUAAACCACAACAGAACGAAACCAGAAGCGAUUCCUAUGGAAAAAUUCAAUCAACUUCCACUUGAGCCAAUGAAAAACCCACAUUCAAACUCAUUUCUUGAUCUUAAUGGCGACUUCCUGCCAGAUCUGAUGAUCACGACGGAAAAAGCUUUUGAAGUUUGGCACGGGAUCCCCAGUGGGUUCAAGCAUUUCACCAGCGUCGAGUGGCCUUUCGGAGUCACUGAUCUCGGCGGUCAUGUCGGUCAAUCUUUUUACCUCGACAUUGAACUGAAAGGCAAGCUAGACCUAGUGGUUCCUCUUUGUUUCGAUUACUACUGCCGGAACUCCACGAUCGCCGUCUACCACAACGGCUGGCACAACCUGCAGAUAAAUUUCGCCGACGACAAGAAAGAAGUCUGGGGUUUCGUGCCGCCAGACAGCCGGAAAAAUGUUCUUUAUACCAACGCAAUUACUCUGCACGCCGGCGAUUUCAACAUGGACGGCUACCCCGACAUACUUGCGACUCUCCAAACCACCAAAGACAACAAAAUAAGAACAUUCCUGUUAGAAAACAUUCCUUGUGACAACUGCGGUGGCGUAAAUCGUACUUUCGAGGUCCACUGGAGUGCGCUAAGCCCCUUCCAGAAUGAAUCAGUGAUGGGUGUGUUUUAUGACUUUUACCAGGACGGAGUGCUGGACGUUAUUCUUGUGGAGUACGACAAGACCACCAGUCAGUACCACACCCGGGCGUUCAAAAACAGCCUCGACUAUGACGCGAACUUCAUCAAAGUGAUGGUUCUCACCGGUCUCAUUAACAGCAAGUACCCAAUAUCGCCCGGCUCCCUGGGCAAAAAGAAACGGACUUACGGUACCAACUUACCCGGACCUUCGAUUGCCUACAAGACCAAAACCCAAGAAGGUUAUCCACGCGAGGCGAUAGCUGCACAACUUCCUCAGAGCGCUUACUUCUCUUUGAAUUUGCCCUACACCACUUUCGGGCUUGGUCGCACCCCGAAUUUCAUCGACACGUUGACUAUUGGGGUCGCGGGAAAACACCGGGAGUGGCUGCAGAUAAUUCCAAACUCUCAAAUGGUCGUGAUACCGAACCCGAUAAACGAGGCCAACAGAUGGAAAGCCCAAUUAUUCGUAACUCCAAGCAAAUUAAUUUUACUGAGUGCCGCAGCACUCACAGGAACCUGCGGUCUGAUAUCCGUGAUAAUUAUAGCGCUCUACUGGAAAGAAAGAAGGGAAGACAAAAUAGAAAAACUGCAAGAGGCUCACAGGUUCCAUUUCGAUGCGAUGUGAAGUAAGACAAUGUUUUGAUUUUUUUACACCUAAUUACUGUUAUAAUUUAUUUAAAUGAUAUUGUUAAAUAAAUAAUAAUAUAUACGUGA
Messenger RNA from Microplitis demolitor, 2060 nucleotides. RefSeq names its product T-cell immunomodulatory protein. The transcript is spliced from 3 exons. Gene Ontology annotation, cellular component: plasma membrane. Bases 193 to 1971 code for a protein of 592 amino acids. NCBI's taxonomy places the organism in Eukaryota, Metazoa, Arthropoda, Insecta, Hymenoptera, Braconidae. The record is from RefSeq and is a predicted model, not a curated record.